UGUUUGCCCGGCUGCAUUGUGGGAGUUUGACCCGGAGCCGCCGGACGCGGUUGACGAGCCGCCGCCACCGAGGGCGCCAUGGGGGCCGUGACGGACGAUGAAGUUAUAAGAAAGCGUCUCUUAAUUGAUGGUGAUGGUGCUGGUGAUGAUAGGAGAAUCAACCUGUUAGUGAAGAGUUUCAUUAAAUGGUGCAAUGCUGGAUCUCAGGAAGAAGGCUACAGUCAAUACCAACGCAUGCUGAGUACAUUGUCUCAAUGUGAAUUUUCAAUGGGGAAAACCCUGCUUGUAUAUGAUAUGAAUCUCAGAGAAAUGGAGAAUUAUGAAAAAAUUUACAAAGACAUAGAAAAUAGCAUAGCUGGAGCACAUGAAAAAAUUGCUGAGUGCAAAAAGCAGAUCCUUCAAGCAAAACGAAUACGGAAAAAUCGCCAGGAAUAUGAUGCUUUGGCAAAAGUCAUACAGCACCAUCCAGACAGGCAUGAAACAUUAAAGGAACUAGAUGCUUUGGGGAAAGAAUUACAGCAUCUUUCUCAUAUAAAAGAAAAUGUUGAAGAUAAGCUGGAAUUAAGGCGAAAGCAGUUCCAUGUUCUUCUUAGUACUAUCCAUGAACUUCAGCAGACAUUAGAAAAUGAUGAAAAACUCUCAGAGGUGGAAGAGGCCCAGGAAGCCAGCAUGGAAACAGAGAUGAAACCCUAGGCGGACUAAACAUCUCUUAGUGUCCUUUCACCUGUUAAAUCAUUGUAACUUUGGUGAAACUAGCAGACUGUGGAUGACAAAUUUUUAUCAAUUUUUUUUUAAAUGUCCAACUAGGCAAAGAAACUAUUUUAAAGGAAGUUUGUUUUUAUGAAAUUUUUUUAUUCAAAUGUUUUCAGUUUGUAUUUUCAUGUAUAUUUUGGUAGUUGUUAAAAUGGUAAAAUUGAAAUUGAUUCUCAUAAGUUGUAUUUUACAAAGGAGCACUUCUAGAAUGUACCCAUAGACAUAUUCAUGUGUACACACACACACACACACACACACACACACACACACACACACACACAAAAAA
Molecule: messenger RNA, 1039 nt
Organism: Vombatus ursinus (common wombat)
Lineage: Eukaryota; Metazoa; Chordata; Mammalia; Diprotodontia; Vombatidae
Gene: THOC7
Product: THO complex 7
Exons: 8
Coding region: 79-693 (204 amino acids)
Biological process (GO): mRNA processing; mRNA export from nucleus
Cellular component (GO): THO complex part of transcription export complex
Source: RefSeq, a predicted model, not a curated record